CUGGUCCAGGCCAGUGCAUGGAGCCCUUAGGGCAGAGUGGCAGGCUGCUGACAAGGUCCUGCCUCCCUCCUCAGGCCACCUAAGGGACAGUGACCUCUCCCCUCUGGGAAUCCUCUCUCAUCCUAAGAAAUCCCUGCCUCAGAGUGUGUUUUUGCCCCCUCUGGUGGCCCUGGUAGGGGCUGUGUCCCUGAAAGAGGCAGCAGAGGGGGCAGCUAGUGAUGCAGAAGGUAGCGGAUCCUGGAGAGCUGGAGGAGAGACCGGAAUAAAGAAGAUAACGGGGGCUGACAUAAAGAAGUCUGAGAUGUGAAGUAGCGGAGAAGGGGGAGCACAAAGGAGAUACAUGCCUCCACUGAAAGAGAGAGGAGAAUGGAAGUUGUGUAGUGGACUUAAGCGAACCCAUCCUGGCUCCGAGAUGAUCACCACAACAAGAAGAACUGAAGAUGGCCAUAGCAUUUUUGCCCUAGGAAGUCAGUGAUGAGAAGACUGGGGUGCAGAUGAACAAAAGGCCUGAUCUAAGACCCACUCCCCUGUUGGUAGCUAAAUCAGGAAUAAAACUCAAGAGGACUUGCAUCUGUUUCUAAGGACCUAACUAUGCAACCUUCUCUCCAGAUGGGGCCCCAUACUCAACUUCACCCUGUGGGUAUGACCACCUGUUCUCUUCCAUGGUACCUACCUCUCUUCCUCCUCCUCCUUGUUCUCCCUUGGAUCCAAGGAGCCUUGAAAGACUCUCCUCAACUGUCCUGCUUCUAUAACUCAAAAGCCAACAUCUCCUGCACCUGGAAGCCAGAACCUACCCUGAGGGUUGAGCAAUGCCAUCUCUAUGGCACGUCUAAACGGCAACACAGACCGGUGAACCGAAGCUGUGAGCUUCUCCAUGUGGCACCAACACUCUGGACUUGUGACUUGAUCUUAGGAGAAAUCGAUGGUCAGCCUCUGACAGUUGUUGACGUCCUGGUCAUGAAGGUGAGCUGUCUGAUUGGGGGACAGAGGAUGGUGAUGCAAGAGGAAUUCAGACCCUUUGAGAAGAUUCGACUGAUGGCCCUCAGUGACCUCUGCCUAAUCCAGCAAGAAGAACAUGCCACCAACGUGUCCUGGGCAGUCCCCUUAUGUUCACACUACCUGGAGGAUAACCUGGUGUUCGAGGCUAGAUAUAAGGUUCAGGGAAGCUCCUGGGAGAAAGCCACCAUGCUGCCUAUAAACCAAAACCAGAGGUGGGUCUACAUUGAAAAACUCUCUCCUGGCACAAAAUAUGAGUUCCAGGUCCGAGGCAAACCAGAAAUAAAGGGGGCUUCAGCAUUCUGGAGUCCCUGGAGCCAGACCCUCAUCUUCCAGACAAAACCACAAGUGUCCACCUUGAAGUGGCUGAUCCACUUAAUUAUGUGUCUAUGUGGCAUUGCCAGCAUCUUCCUCGUGGUCCUGUUGGUGCCCAAGUGGUACUCCCAGAAAUGGCUGAAGAAGGUUUUAAAAUGUCACAUUCCAGACCCUUCCAAAUUCUUUUCCUCAUUAAGCACAGAGCAUGGAGGAGAUUUCCAGAAGUGGCUUUCUUCUCCUUUUCCCAUCGCCUCCUUCACCACCAGCAUUUUGGCCCCAGAAAUCUCUCCACUGGAGGUGAUGCAGAAGGAAGACCCAAACUUGGGCUUGUUGCUCUCCAAGGAGCUGGUUCCAGCCUACAGAUCCCCAGAGACCAGUGGUCACUCUCUCUCCAGCUGCUUCACCAACCAGGGUUACUUUUUCUUCCACCUUCCUGAUGCUCUGGAGGUUGAGUCCUGCCAGGUAUAUUUCACCUAUUCGCCUUUCACUGAGGAAGAGGAAGAGAACAGAGAGGAAGGGGAGCAGGGCUCCCUGGUGCCCCAGCUGCCUCCUGGAGGGCCUGAGGAUGACUCAUACUGCACAUUUCCACCUGGAGAUGACAUGAUCCUCUUCUCCCCCAGGGUCUUCCAGGGCCCUGGGAAUAACCUGGGACCCCAAAGCAUCUCUUUCUCAGGAAAGGAGUCCAAGAAGGAGACUUCACCUCCUGAAGAGGACACAGCUGCUACCACAUCCUGUGACCCCAGUUUCUCAAGAUCCCAGAAUUCUUUGGAUGCAAGGCCUGAAUCAACCCAGGAUGGGAGCCUUCCUUUCGGCACUGGAUUGGGGCCUGCUUCUCCCUUUCCCUGGAAUGUUCCCCCAACAACAGACCAGACUCAUACUGUCUCUUCUUCCUACCCAGUCCUGAACACUGGUGCCUACCUCUCGCUGGGAGAACUUCAGAACCAAUACCACACCCAUUCAGCCUAAGCAGAAAGACUUCUCCAAGAGAGGAUAGAGAGGAAAGGCAUGGAAGAUCCCCAAAGUUCAGGAUAACUCCUGGACAAUGGAGCAAAAAGAGCUAUUUACAAGCAAAAAACUGGAUUUGGCUUCAGAGGGAUAAGCUUCACACCUUGACUUUAUUCCUUACAACCUCCAUGACUUUGAACAAAUCACUCUAACUUUGUGAGCAUCAGUUUUCUCAUCUGUAAAAAUGAAGACCAUAUGAAGCAAUAGCAAUAAUAGACUUGAUAAAAAAAAAAAAGGUAAGCUUGGAAAUUAUAUUACUCU
Molecule: messenger RNA, 2577 nt
Organism: Vombatus ursinus (common wombat)
Lineage: Eukaryota; Metazoa; Chordata; Mammalia; Diprotodontia; Vombatidae
Gene: IL2RB
Product: interleukin 2 receptor subunit beta
Exons: 13
Coding region: 592-2277 (561 amino acids)
Biological process (GO): cytokine-mediated signaling pathway; immunoglobulin mediated immune response
Cellular component (GO): membrane; external side of plasma membrane
Molecular function (GO): protein binding; cytokine receptor activity
Source: RefSeq, a predicted model, not a curated record